Messenger RNA from Mesorhabditis spiculigera, 3618 nucleotides. The record is from the annotation of a GenBank genome assembly. NCBI's taxonomy places the organism in Eukaryota, Metazoa, Nematoda, Chromadorea, Rhabditida, Rhabditidae.
AUGUCGGCGGGCAUCAUUACACUCGAGGAGAGCCCGCAGAAUCCCGCGCAGAGCAAAGUUAAAGUCGAAGAUGCGCUCUCCUACUUGGAUCAGGUCAAAAACCAGUUCAGCGAAGAGUCCGGGACCUACACACAAUUCCUGGACAUCAUGAAGGAUUUCAAGAAUCAAUCGAUCGAUACGCCGGGGGUGAUCCGCAGGGUGUCACAGCUGUUCAGCGGCCGCCCGCAGCUGAUCAUGGGCUUCAACACGUUUCUCCCGCCCGGGUUUAAAGUGCUGAUGAAUGAGGGCAGCAACAAGAUUAUGAUCAGCGAGCCGAACGGGAAUAUACAGGAGGUUUGCGAGAUUAACGCAACUGGACCGCCUGGCUCUACGCCCGGCAUCGUACUUCCCGCCACCGUGGCUUCAACGUCAGCCUCGGCUCGCUUUCCGCUGCCUCCGUCGCAGGGCCCCCUCGAAAUCCCGAAUCGCGCAUCGGCCGACCUUCUGCUCGGCUAUGUUCAUCAACAGCCCGAGCCGACCGUUCAGCAAGUUAUAACGGGUCAAAUCCCGGUUUACCGCAGCGCCAGCGGCCGGUUACACCCCGAGAUGACUGUGAAGCAGCAGAUCACGCUCCAAAUGGCGGCCAACCAACAAGCACAGCGGCUUGCUCAGCAACAAGCUCAAGCUCAGGCCACUGCGAACGAAGCCGCACAAGCGGCAGCUGCGGCUGCGGCCCCGGUUGCAGCGGUUAAGACGGAGACGAAACCGCAAAUAUCAGAUAUCCUAAAUGCACAAGCCGCCCCCGCGCCCACCGCUAAAGAAGAACGGCCGAAACAGCCGAAUUUGGGAAACGCUGCCUUCGACCAAGCACUGGAAUACGUCAACAAGAUCAAGACUCGCUUCAACACCCAGCCAGCCGUCUACAAGUCGUUCUUGGACAUCCUGAGCUCCUACCAGAAACAGGAGAAGCCCGGAACCGAGAAGACAAUCCUCGACGCCAUUGGGAAGCUAUUCGAAAAUGAGUCGGAUCUGCUGGAGGAGUUCCGCAUCUUCCUGCCCGAGGCCAACUUGAUGGCCGCCAAGCGGCGGGUGGAGGCGCAGAAGAAGGAAGAACAAAAGGAGCGCGGCUCAUCCGCGGAGGAAUCUGAUGAAGACCAAAAACCGGAGAGCGAGGGAGCAGCCGAGCAAAAUGGGGAGUCAAGGAUUGAUCACGUUUUAAAAAUGGAGGAAGUGCAGCUUUUCGAGAAGCUUCGCCGAGUCUUACCACCAUUCCGCUGGAACAACUUCCUGCGCGGUCUGAACAUGUACACCACCAAGAUCAUCACCGAGGAGGAGCUGUUCCAAUUUGUCAAGGUUUCGCUAGGGGAGGUACUCCCUGACGCCGUCGACUACUUUGAGCAGCUACUGGGGCUGGAGAUGGAGCGUGAAGGCGAAGCUGGUAGCGCUGAACAACCAAAACCGGAAGGUACCGGCGGCCCGAAGUUCCACAGCGAGCUGGCCCACGAGAUCGACUACAACAGCUGCAAGCAGCUCGGCGCCUCCUAUCGAGCCCUGCCUGACACCAAGGACAAGCCGGUGUGCUCGGGGAGGACGAGACUCUGCCGAUCGGUACUCAACGACAAAUGGGUGUCCUUCCCCUCGUGGCUGUCCGAAGACUCAUCGAACGUCUCGCAGAAGAAAUCGGCGUAUGAGGAAUAUUUGCAUCGAACUGAGGACGAUAGAUUUGAGUUGGACAUCGUCAUGGAGGUCAACAAGUAUGCGAUCACAUGCCUGGAGUCGAUUCUGAAGAAGCCUAAGAAGAAGGAGGUCAUCCUCGACGAUGCGCUCGGCUCGACGUCGGCAAGCACGAUCCAGAGAGCUAUCAAACGGAUCUACGGUGAAGCCUCCUUCAAAGUUAUCGAAGCCCUGAAGAAGAACCCCGGCUCCGCGGUCCCCAGAGUGUUAGAGAGACUUCGCCAGAAACAGAAUGAAUGGAAAGAGGCAAAGACGAAAAUGAACGACAUCUGGAAGGAGCACAUCGAGAAAUACUUCUACCGCGCGAUGGACCACCAGUCGAACGCGGCGAAGGCGCUGGAUGCAAAGUGGAUGAGGCACAAGACGCUGAUACAUCAGAUUGAGAAGCUGUUUGAUGAACGGCAAAGGAGAUCCGAAGUCGGCGAGGUGAGCGACGAGGGCCCACAUCUGAUCCUGAUGUACCCCAGUGAUAUGACCAUCAUCCACGACGUCAACGACCUGCUGCUGCACCACGUCAGGAGGGGAUAUCAAAAGGAGGAGAAGGAGAAGAUGAAAGAGGUCAUCCGAAAGUGGAUCCCCGAAUGGUUUGCCGUCCAGCGCGAGCCGGACAGUGAGGAUGAAGAAGCCUCGACAUCCACCGCCGAAGACACGCCACUGAAGAGACGGACUCGCCUCCAAGAAAAGCUGAGCAAGCGGAAGAGCGGGGACCCGGAAAAACUAAGGCGGAAGACGCAGAUGAUGUGGACAAGGCCAAAAUGCAGUACGACGUAUAGAAUGGUCUACGGUGCCAAUCCUCUGUUCGUCUUCUUCCGACUCCACGGCAUGGUCUGUGAUCGACUCUCAAAACUCAAGAAACGGCAAGAGAAGAUGAUCGAGGAGUAUUUGUACGACGUCGAAAUGCAGAAAAAGCGGGCGGAAAUCUACGAAAAGCACGGGAAGGACAUCAUUGGAUGCGAGCUGAACGCCAGCGAUCCGUUCAACGGGCUGGCGGUGUUCAAGCCCCCGCCCGUCAACCCGGAGAAGCACUACGAGAGGGCGCUACAGGAAGUGAAGAAUCUGAUGGACGGCGCGAUGGAGCUGACCACCUACGAGGAUAAUAUACGGACCCUUUUCCCCACGGAGCUGCAGAACAUCAUCGUCAUGGACAAGUUCAUCCUCAAUAUGGGCAAACAGUUGCACCAGCUGGUCACUGAAGAUCCCGAACCGUUCUGUACGCUCGCCUCCUAUCAACGGUUCCGCAUGGAGAAGCCGGCCAAGCUGUACGAGUUUGAUGAGAAUUGCUUCAACAUUGAGCUGGCGUACGCCGACCACGCGGAACGAGCGCUGCUGAAGGAGAAUUGCUUUAAGAUUCAGAUUAUGCACAAAGUGGACGACCCCAGGGUUACGAUCGAACUCGUUGAUACCGAGAAAGAGUUGGAGGAGUACGAAGCCGAAAAAGACAAGCGGACGGCCGAUACGAAGCGGCGGCUCGAGAUCCGGAAAACGGCAAAAUACUUGCCGGCGCUGGGCGAGGAGGAGUACAUCCCAUCUGUGAAAGCCCUGCCCGCCCCGACGCACUUAAAGCGGAACCUCCGGAAAGUGCAGGCUGGCCCGGGCGCUGAUCAGAAGUUCACGAUCGACACGACGGCUACGGUGCUUCGAAAGCCGUAUUCGGCGUCCUAUAACCCGAACAUGUGCAUGCGGAUGAGGUUAGGGAAGCGGACGAGGAAGGAAAGGAUGCAACAACUCCAAAAAUUCGCAAAGCGGCGGGCCGGAAAAAUCGCCCGGUUGUGUGAAGGGCACUUUACGGAAUCCGAAGAGACGGUUUGCGAUGAAUGGCUGAAUGAUGGACUGCAGAGGUACUCCCUCUUCAACCCGGACUUCGAAUUCCUCACCUACGGCCGAUACCUAUCCCAGAUGCCCGAA